Molecule: messenger RNA, 1513 nt
Organism: Jatropha curcas
Lineage: Eukaryota; Viridiplantae; Streptophyta; Magnoliopsida; Malpighiales; Euphorbiaceae
Source: RefSeq, a predicted model, not a curated record
UUUAUCAAUACUGGAUGUCUCUGAUAAUUGCUUGUAUGGGUACCUUCCAAAAAAAAUGGGAAUAUAUUUUCCAAAGUUGAGAGAUUUAAACAUGAGAAGAAAUGGUUUGAAUGGAAACAUUCCCUCUUCACUCGGAAAUAUGAGCUUAUUGACAAAAUUAGACUUAUCCGACAAUAAUUUAUCAGGUAGUAUACCAGAGCAGUUGAUCAUGGGUUGUAUCUCAUUAGAUGAACUUAUACUUUCAGAUAAUUCUUUGCAAGGACAAAUAUUUCCUGAGAGUGCUAACUUGGAAUAUUUGGAAAAAUUACUUCUGGAUGGUAAUCGAUUGAGCACAAGUAUACCAAAUAGUUUGUCUAACUGUACUAGUUUGACAAUAUUUGAUGUGAGUGGUAACCAUCUCUUUGGAAAUAUCCCAAAAUGGAUAGGAAAUAUGUCUUCUCUUGAAAUUUUAGAUCUUUCACUCAAUAGUAUCUCUGGAAGCUUACCAUCCAAUUUUUGCCCUAAUUCUUACCUAAGAGAAAUUUAUUUGGCAAAAAAUAAGCUGCAAGGAUCUCUCAGAAAUGUUUUUAGUGAUUGUUAUAGUUUGAAGGUGUUAGACAUAAGCCAUAAUAAGUUGAUAGGAAAAAUUCCAACAUGGAUUGUCAACAUUUCUACGUUGAGCUAUAUUUUGUUAAGUCAUAAUAAUUUUAUUGGUGAACUUCCAAUUAAAUUAUGUGGGUUACAAGAACUAAGUUUGAUUGAUUUUUCUCAUAAUAAUCUUUUUGGUCAUAUUCUCCCAUGUCUGACAUUGCAUAGUGAUUGGUCUAGAGAGCCUGAACUUCAACCUCCUUACCCAUCACCUAUGCAACCUUUAGAAUUUACAAAUAAAAAUGCAACUUAUUCUUACCAAUGGGAAACCCUCCUAUAUCUUUCAGGCAUUGAUUUCUCUUGUAACAAAUUUUCAGGAGAAAUUCCACCUGAAAUUGAAAAUCUUAGUGAAAUCCAAGUGUUGAAUUUGUCUCAUAACAUUUUGACUGGACCAAUUCCACAAACAUUUUCAAAUUUGAGGCAAAUCGAGAGUUUAGAUCUUUCUUAUAAUAAUUUGGAAGGAAAAAUUCCCUCUCAGCUUACUCAAUUAUAUUUUUUAGCAAUUUUUAGUGUAGCACAUAACAAUUUAUCUGGCAAGACACCUGAGAGGGUUGGUCAAUUUGCAACAUUUGAACAAGGCAGUUAUGAGGGAAAUUCUUUCCUCUGUGGAUUACCUCUUCCAAAGCCUUGCGAUACAACCACAUCUCCGCCACUGAUGCCAACAACUUCAACGGAUGAAAAAGAAGAAAAUGGCUUCAUCGACAUGGGUGUUUUCUAUGUGAGUUUUGUGGUAUCUUACAUCAUAGUAUUAUUGGGAAUAGUUGCAAUUUUGUAUAUAAAUCCAUAUUGGCGUCGAGUAUGGUUCUACUAUAUAGAAUUGACUACCACCAAUUGCUACUAUUUUUUUGUCGACAAUAUUUCUUUUGCACCUUUUGAUAUAUUAUAA